CGAGGUUACAAGACACAACACACCUGCAUGUCGUCAUUUUCUUACACUUAAGUGCUUUGAUUUUUUUUGUUUGUUUGUUUGUUUGUUUGUUUUCAAAGCAACGCAAAAACGCAGAGUGAAGUUGCAGACUUCUUUUUUCUUUUUUUGGGAACACUUCCUCAGUCUGCCAGUAAAGAGCAGAGUGUGGCAGUCUUUUCUGUCCAUCCAUAUCUGAAGACAUGUUGUACGGGACUCUGUCAGCCUCGAAGGCUCUGCUGCUGAUUGUCCUGCAAUGGGACUGCCUCUGUGCCUUGGGACUGAAACCCACGAGAUGGCCGCUGUAUUCUCAAAAGCCUCUGCUCCUGGCUUGGAAUGCCCUGAUUGAGGACUGUGCCCCACGGCAUAACAUUCAUUUUCAGCUGGCCCAGUUCCAGAUUGUGGCCUCACCCACUGAGGGAUUUGUCAAUCAGAAUCUGACCAUCUUCUACAAGGAGCGCAUGGGCUUGUACCCCUAUUUUGAGGCAGAUGAAACACCAGUGAAUGGGGGGCUCCCACAGGUGGCUAAUCUCGACCAGCACCUGGACCAAAUGGCAAGCGGUGUUGAGAAGUACAUACAGGAAAAAUGGGCCACAGGUUUAGCUGUUAUUGACUGGGAGGAGUGGCGUCCCCUCUGGAUACGUAACUGGGAUACCAAAGAUGUUUACCGGAGACUUUCUCGUCAGCUGGUGCACCAGAAGAACCCAACCUGGCCUCAUGAAGAGGUGACAAGAGUGGCCCAGCAGGAGUUUGAGAUGUCUGCCAAGAAGUUCAUGCUAGAAACACUGAAGAAUGCUAAGAACCUGAGGCCCAACCAGCUGUGGGGUUUUUACCUGUUCCCUGACUGCUACAACCACGAUUACAGGCGCACUCUGGAGAGCUACACGGGUCACUGUCCUGAUGUGGAGGUGACCCGCAAUGACCAGCUGAAAUGGUUGUGGACUGAGAGCACAGCCCUCUUCCCUUCUAUCUACAUGAGCAGCUUGCUGCGUUCCUCAGCCUCCGGACGUCAGUUUGUGCGGAACCGCGUAAAAGAGGGGAUGCAUUUGGCCUCAUCAGGUGAUGGGUUGGCACGUCCUGUUUUUGUGUACACACGGCCCACCUACACCAACUCCCUGGAACAGCUGACCGAGACUGAUCUUGUGUCCACCAUCGGGGAGAGUGUGGCUCUGGGAGCAGCUGGAAUUAUCAUGUGGGGAGAUAAAGCUUAUGCACACAACAAAACCACCUGCUCCAACCUGGAUAAAUAUGUGCGGGGAACACUGAGCCGAUACCUCCUCAACGUCUCCACGGCAGCAGAACUGUGCAGCCAGACCCUCUGCGAUUCUCACGGCCGAUGUCUGCGAAAAAAUCCAAACAGUGAUGUUUACCUGCAUCUGAAUCCCCUCACCCACAGUAUCACUGAGAAAAGCGGCAAACUGGCAGUCACCGGCGAGCUCGGCAAAGCGGAUGAGAUGAGUUUUCAAGCAGACUUUCAGUGUCAGUGCUACAGCGGCUAUCAGGGGGAGCUCUGCGACCAAAAAGACCCUCUACAACAAAAAGGGAUGGCAGCUCGAGCCACAGCAUCAGCACUGCAGUGUUUGAUAUUACUGACUGUCUGUCUGCUCCUCUGUUAAUACACAUUACUGUAAAAGUCUAAAAUAAGAGCACAAAAGGAGAGGUGAAGGGAAGAUAGGUGUUUGUCUUUUGUUUCAGUUACUGCAAAAUAUGGAUGAUGCAAAUUGAAAUGUUGUAAGAACCGCUGUGGAAAUUGCAACCUGGGUCAAUAUCACCCAAAAGUGCCUUUGGGACAUCAUAAUUUGUGCCCCCUAAAGUUACAGUUUCCCAACUAAUUUCAUAUCCAUUGUAUCAAGUUGAGCUUAGGCUAUUGUAAAUGCAUGGUGGUCAAGCUCCCACGCUUUUUUAUGAAUUUACUGCAAGCAGAUAAAAAAAUGAGCACAUUGUAAACUAUGUCCACUCUGUCAAGGACAA
This is a messenger RNA of Archocentrus centrarchus (flier cichlid), 1986 nucleotides long. RefSeq names its product hyaluronidase-2-like. The transcript is spliced from 4 exons. Gene Ontology annotation, molecular function: hyaluronoglucuronidase activity; hyalurononglucosaminidase activity. Gene Ontology annotation, biological process: carbohydrate metabolic process; hyaluronan catabolic process. Lineage: Eukaryota; Metazoa; Chordata; Actinopteri; Cichliformes; Cichlidae. Gene Ontology annotation, cellular component: cytoplasmic vesicle. The record is from RefSeq and is a predicted model, not a curated record. The coding region runs from base 219 to 1631 and encodes 470 amino acids.